This is a messenger RNA of Oncorhynchus masou masou (cherry salmon), 738 nucleotides long. Its product is annotated as protein Jade-3-like. The record is from RefSeq and is a predicted model, not a curated record. The annotation marks the transcript as partial. The transcript has a single exon. Lineage: Eukaryota; Metazoa; Chordata; Actinopteri; Salmoniformes; Salmonidae.
GGUAAGGGCGGAGGGUUAGGUAAAGGAGGAGGGAAGCCUCAGCUCCAUGGGCGAGGCAAGAGAGAGGAGUGCUCCAAUGGCAGCCUGCUGUCUGCUUCAGGUCAGUCACGUAGGGAGGGGAGUAAUGCCACUGGACCAACACUGACUAACCCUGCUGCCAGGGGCUCAGCCCUGACCAUUAAACAGACUGGCAAGCCUCUAAUGGGUAAACCGUUGACGCUCCACCCUGCCCUACAUGGCCACCCUUCCAAUGGAAACGGCAAACUGGACCAAGAGCGGACAGGCCCCGUCCCUAGAUCCAACGGCGUGAUGGAGAAGAUGGUGGGCGUGGCCCAGAAGGACAGCUCUUGUCAGACCCCCAGCGAACAGGAAACCAGCGAGGGUUCAGGGGUCAAGGCCAGCCAAUCAGUCAGCUUCAGUGAUUCCACCAUGGAGCACUUCAGCCGGUCGUUCAAGGAGGCGACGGUCAGCUUGGUGCGGACCACGGAGGACCUGCGGGGGGGGACAAGGUGUCCCAGGAGGGUAAAGGCACCAGAUCAGCCCAGACCGACCCUGGGCCAAACUAGUUCCCGGAGUCCCCCAGGGACUCAGUGGUACCAGAUCAGCCAAGGACCGACCCUGGGCCAAACCAGCUCCCGAGUCCCCCAGGGACUCGGUGGUACCAGAUCACCACCCUACAAGGAGACGGAUGGAUACUGCCCUGACCUGGAACUCAGUGACUCAGGAGCCAGAGGCUAA